Molecule: messenger RNA, 333 nt
Organism: Hirsutella rhossiliensis
Lineage: Eukaryota; Fungi; Ascomycota; Sordariomycetes; Hypocreales; Ophiocordycipitaceae
Exons: 1
Coding region: 1-333 (110 amino acids)
Source: RefSeq, a predicted model, not a curated record
AUGACCCUCCCGGCGCAAGGCAAGGAGGUGUACAUCACCAAGCUCAAGGAGAGCUUGGACUGGACCCCUUGGAUCAGGGGAAUCAAGUCUCUUGCGGUCACGCAUGAGGUCUGGGAUUACGUUGAUCCCGAUGGAACCUCGGUGUUGAAGGAACCCGCAGACCUUAGCUGGAGCGACGCUGUUGAGUCCAUUGGGCCAAAGCCCCUGAGAGCAGCCUUCGAGAAUGAGGCCAGGUUCAGGGAGGCCAAGGAAGAUUACGUCGAAAGUCUCCAGGAAGCUAGGGAGGAAUUCCGCCACCAGGAAAACUUUCUCUGGAUCCAGAAGCGUUCGUAG